AUGGGAUCUUCAGACACUGGGAAAUUCAAGAUCCGGUGUCAGUGUGGUCAGGAUCUUCUCUGGGUCACUGACUGCCAACUUUUCGUUGUGUCCUUCCAUGAGAGGGCACUAAUCCUGUUCGAAACUCGUUUUAAGAGCCUGCAGACAGAGACAGCCACUUAUUGCUUUUGCCCCCUGGGGAUCCUUUCUCCUGGGCCAGCACUAAUCAAGCCUGAUAGCUUUUCCAAUCACCACUCCCAACGCUCAGAGCUGGGGAAGAAACUGAAGGCAACUGUGGAUACUGGGAAACUGGUGAGCGAUGAAAUGGUAGUGGAGCUCAUUGAGAAGAACUUGGAGACCCAUUUCUGCAGAACUGGCUUUCUUCUAGAUGGCUUCCCUCCGACCUUAAGGCAGGCCAAAACGCUCGAUGACUCGAGGAAAGAGAAGCUUGAGUUCAGCAUCUCGGACCCCCUGCUGAUCCCGAAAAUCGCUGGAAGGUUGAUUCACCCCAAGAGUGGCUGGUCUUACCAUGAGGAAUUCAACUCUCCAAAGAGCCCAUGAAAGAUGGCACCGCUGAGGAACCCUUGAUCCAGUGAUAAUGAGAAGGCCUUGAAGGUCUGUCUGGAGGUCUACCACACUCAGACCACCCCACUUGGGGAGUACUACAGGAAACAGGGGAUCCACUCUGCCAUCGGUGUGUCCCAGACCACUGAUGUCCUGUUUGCAAGCAUCCUAGCAGCCUUCUCCAAAGCCACCUCCUAG
Messenger RNA from Jaculus jaculus (lesser Egyptian jerboa), 741 nucleotides. RefSeq names its product adenylate kinase 2, mitochondrial-like. Gene Ontology annotation, biological process: nucleobase-containing compound metabolic process. Gene Ontology annotation, cellular component: cytoplasm; mitochondrion. The transcript is spliced from 4 exons. The record is from RefSeq and is a predicted model, not a curated record. NCBI's taxonomy places the organism in Eukaryota, Metazoa, Chordata, Mammalia, Rodentia, Dipodidae. Gene Ontology annotation, molecular function: ATP binding; AMP kinase activity.